This is a messenger RNA of Strongylocentrotus purpuratus (purple sea urchin), 1052 nucleotides long. RefSeq lists its product as uncharacterized. NCBI's taxonomy places the organism in Eukaryota, Metazoa, Echinodermata, Echinoidea, Camarodonta, Strongylocentrotidae. The record is from RefSeq and is a predicted model, not a curated record. The transcript has 3 exons. The coding region runs from base 214 to 531 and encodes 105 amino acids.
UCGGAAAAGCUAAUGAUCGCGCGAGCCGUAGCAACGUGCACCUGUCGUACCUAACGACGAGACGCUAGAUCUAGACGCGGGUAAUAUCAGAAUACAUUUGAGCCUUUAUCUUUGCAUUUCAAGUUUAUCGCUGCUAUACAGAGCUAUUACUCAACUGAGCCUCUCACAACCAGCCUAGUUUAGAAGAGUAUUGGUCCGAACACAGGGGUAAACAUGUCUGUUCCUCACCGCACUUCCAAGCGCCCUUGGGGCACCAUCACCAAGCCAGACGACAUGCACAUGGGUUACCAAAAGGCUACCGAAAUGGAGGUUGAUCAGACGGUUGAGAGAUUGUAUGAGGUCCCUAAGGAGAGGCCUCAAACCACCAAUCGGCCAAACAAAGAGAUGACGAAAGAAGAAAUUGAGGACAUGGUGGACAGACUGAGCAGGAAUGGCGGAGAAAAGGCAUCUGACUCUCAGAGAGUGGCAAAAGGAGCUUUGAAGGACAUUGGCAUUUUGAACUCAUUUGCCUGGAAAGGUUACAACUAUUGAGUUAUAUGACCUUAUGGUCCUGAAUGAUCAUUGCAGUAAAGCUGUAUGUAGGUCAAUGAAUACAGGUUCAUUAUAUAGGGUUAAUGAAUACAGCUAUAUAGGUACAUCAUUAUAGCCCUGAUGGCUAAAUUAAUCCUGAUUUGCUUUAUACAUGCAAUAAGAUCAUGUUUUAGUGAAAAGGAGUUCAGACCUUAUACUACUAAGUACUAAGCUGCUGGUGGCGCUAGAAGUGUUCACAACAAUGUGCAAUAUAUACUUCACAGAUGCUCCCACCACUGCUUCAGUAGUAGAAGGAUUUUAAUCUCUAUCCUACAUAUUUGAGUCAUCCUUUGUUUGAGUUUCUUUAACAUGUUUUCCCCCUCUUUUUAAAGCUGCACUGCUCUUGGAUCGGAGUGCACUUGCUCCGAAUCAUAAAUUCAACCAUGAUUUGAAUUUGGGAAAACAUGUCAUAGUCACCCGUCAGUAGGAUGAUUACAUACAUGCAUUACAUAAUGUCGCCAUUGUCCAGUAUUAUUCCAGUG